Messenger RNA from Alosa sapidissima (American shad), 910 nucleotides. It is a transcript of the gene sncga, whose product is annotated as synuclein, gamma a. The record is from RefSeq and is a predicted model, not a curated record. Gene Ontology annotation, biological process: chemical synaptic transmission; synapse organization; synaptic vesicle endocytosis. NCBI's taxonomy places the organism in Eukaryota, Metazoa, Chordata, Actinopteri, Clupeiformes, Clupeidae. The transcript is spliced from 6 exons. Gene Ontology annotation, cellular component: cytoplasm; axon terminus; neuronal cell body. Bases 316 to 672 code for a protein of 118 amino acids. Gene Ontology annotation, molecular function: cuprous ion binding.
UAAAGGGUGUCCCAAUCUGUCAGUUCUCAGAGAGCCCAGCCCACUCUCAUAAGAGCAGCCCUCACACACGGACGCAAACACUCUCUCUCUCACACAUGCACACACUCACUCUCUCUCUCUCUCUCUCACACACAAAUACAUCCUCACGCAGUGGCACACAAACUGAGACUUACAGAGACUGUCUGCCCCUCACCACUGCUGGCAACGGAAAACACUCGCACUCCGACAGGCAAGCUCUCCAGCGCUCUCUGAACCGACACGCUCGCUCACACUCACACUCACACACACAUAAAGAACCUGUACCGGUGGUCCAUAAUGGAUGUACUGAAGAAAGGCUUCUCCAUCGCUAAGGAGGGCGUGGUGGCGGCAGCUGAGAAGACCAAGGCGGGUGUGGAGGAAGCGGCCGCUAAGACUAAAGAGGGGGUCAUGUACGUUGGAACGAAGACCAAGGAAGGAGUGCAGUCAGGUGUAAACACAGUUGCCCAGAAGACGACUGAUCAGGCUAAUACUGCGGCUGACACAGCAGUGGCCGGUGCCAACGAGGUGUCAGAGAAGGCAGUGGAGGGCCUGGAGCAGGCUGUGGCAGCAACCGGCCUGGAGGAUCCAAUGGCUGAGGUGGAGAUCACCAAAACAGAAGAGGGUGCCGAGGAGGCUGCUGAGGUGGCACAGUAGGUGAGAGAGCAGGAGAUGAGGAGAGGAGAGAAAGAGGAGAGAAGGGUUUAAAUGUUGUACUCCAGGAUCCCUUCCCCACCCCAUGUCACCUCUUCGGUUAGGAGGAAAACAUCUGCUGGCAACCCCAUGCCUGCUGUUCAGUUCAUUACCGUCAUGCAAAGGACACCGGAGCUGAUUUGUCUACUACUUUACUAUUGUUAUGUAGUUUUUUUAUUUAUAUGCAACACACACACACACA